Notolabrus celidotus (New Zealand spotty) is the source of this 2483-nucleotide messenger RNA. RefSeq names its product DET1 partner of COP1 E3 ubiquitin ligase (gene det1). Gene Ontology annotation, biological process: protein ubiquitination; positive regulation of proteasomal ubiquitin-dependent protein catabolic process. Gene Ontology annotation, cellular component: nucleus; cullin-RING ubiquitin ligase complex. The transcript has 9 exons. The record is from RefSeq and is a predicted model, not a curated record. Gene Ontology annotation, molecular function: ubiquitin protein ligase binding; ubiquitin-like ligase-substrate adaptor activity. NCBI's taxonomy places the organism in Eukaryota, Metazoa, Chordata, Actinopteri, Labriformes, Labridae. The coding region runs from base 277 to 1932 and encodes 551 amino acids.
CUCUUCUUCUUCUGUGGUUCCUCAAACCGGCGGCUCUCAAACACAGAGGCGUCUGUACCUCUUUCACGCUGCAGGCGGUGGGAUAUUUCUACAUUUAACACAGACUACAGUAACUCUGGCACUUUGAGGAACACAUGAAGCUGGAAGCUCCCCUCUCCUCGAGCUAAGGUACAAGCUAGCAGCCGGAAGCUAACGCUGCCUAAAUCACUCCGUACUACAGGCCAACACAUGUGAUGUAGUCGCAUCCUCGUUUCAGCUCCUGCAUUACUCGCAGUAAUGGAUGACGACACUCAGACCUUGAAGCCCAGGCAGAUCCAGAACCAGAACGUGGUCUAUCGUCUGGAGAGGCGGAGGAUCUGUUCGGGGCGCCCUGGAGCUCACUGGUAUAGAGUACGCUGCUUCCACCAGAACCUCUUCCCCAACUUCACCGUGGUCAAUGUGGAGAAGCCCCCCUGCUUCCUGAGGAAGUUCUCCCCAGACGGACGCUGCUUCAUCGCCUUCUCCUCCGACCAGACGUCUCUGGAGAUCUAUGAGUAUCAGGGCUGCCAGGCUGCCCAGGACCUGUUAAGAGGCCAGGAGGGAGAGACUCUGCUGACAGCCAAUGACCAGCGCUCACUCAACAUCAGAAGCCGCCUCUUUAAGCGCUUCUUCUCCCUACUGCAUGUCACUAAUGUGGCGUCCAACGGGGAGCACCUGAACCGGGAGUGCAGCCUCUUCACGGACGACUGCCGCUACGUCAUCGUCGGAUCAGCUGUGUAUGUCCCAGAGGAGCCCCCUCCUUACUUCUUUGAGGUGUAUCGGAACAACGAAUCGGUCACGCCCAACCCCCGCUCGCCUCUGGAGGACUACUCCCUGCACAUCAUCGACCUCCACACCGGCAGGCUGUGUGACACCAGGUCCUUUAAGUGUGACAAGAUCAUCCUGUCCCACAACCAGGGCCUCUACCUGUACAGGAACAUCCUGGCUGUGCUGUCGGUCCAGCAGCAGACCAUACACGUGUUUCAGGUCACUGCAGAGGGAACGUUUCUCGACGUGAGGACCAUUGGGCGGUUUUGUUACGAGGACGACCUGCUGACUCUCUCGGCUGUUUACACCGAGGCUCAGGCGGAGAGUCAUUCAGGCUUCCCUCGCCUGUACACGGACAAAACCAUCAACUCCCUCAAGCACAGGCUGCUGGUCUACCUGUGGAGGAGGGCCGAGCAGGAAGGAGGAGCCACUGCCAAAAGGAGAUUCUUUCAGUUCUUCGAUCAGCUGAGGAGGUUGAGGAUGUGGAAGAUGCAGCUUCUGGAUGAGCAUCACCUCUUCAUUAAGUACACCAGUGAAGACGUGGUGACACUCAGAGUGACUGACCCCUCACAGCCGUCAUUUUUCGUGGUUUACAACAUGGUCUCCACGGAGGUGCUCGCCGUCUUUGAGAACACCUCUGACCAGCUGCUGGAGCUGUUUGAGAACUUCUGUGACCUGUUCAGGAAUGCUACGCUGCACAGCCAGGCCGUCCAGUUCCCCUGCUCCGCUUCAUCCAACAACUACGCACGGCAGGUCCAGAGAAGAUUCAAAGACACCAUCGUUAACGCUAAAUAUGGAGGCCACACGGAGGCCGUGCGUCGGCUGCUGGGUCAGCUGCCUAUCAGUGCUCAGUCCUACAGCAGCAGUCCGUACCUGGAUCUGUCCCUCUUCAGUUAUGAUGACAAGUGGGUGUCGGUGAUGGAGAGGCCCAAGACCUGUGGAGACCAUCCCAUCAGGUUUUAUGCUCGGGACUCCGGCCUGCUGAAGUUUAAGAUUCAGGCGGGCCUGUUGGGACGGCCGGUGAACCACGCGGUGCGCCGCCUGGUUGCCUUCACUUUCCACCCUUUCGAACCGUUUGCGAUCUCUGUACAGCGCACCAACGCGGAGUACGUGGUCAACUUCCACAUGAGGCAUGUGUGCGCCUGAGGAGCUGUGAAAACGUGUGCAGCUUGAACACUUACUGAAGAACCAUGAGGCUGCUGAACAAACAAACACUCUCCGUCUGAGAUCACUGGACAGUUUAGUCCCUCUCCUCUACUUGUGGAAACCGGUGCUCCUCUCCUCUUUUCCCCUUUCACACACAGUUCUCAGUUCACUCCACCCCCUCUGAGAGUGGGCAGCAAGUCUGCCUUCUCCCUUUGUCUGCCUCACCUCAUCUUCCCCCCUCCCUCUGCAGAACAAAGAGAGACUCCAUGAGGAGGGUAAGUGUAAACGGAAAUGUAGGGAGUAAUUGACGUACUGCAGAGGUGGAAGGCGUCUGGACACCUUGUAAGAAACCAAAGGUGUGUGUUUGUCUCGCCACGCUCUGCACAUCCUGAAGAUCUUAUCAAACAUGUUAGGUUUUUAUAUCCUAUCAUCAAGCUGGACUCUUUCUGGAGAGAGAAGGAGCUAAUUUUAUAUUUUAUGGUUUUACACUUUUUUUACGUCUAAUAUUGCCUGUAUAUAUUUUAUUUCAAUAAAAUUACCUACAUUUUGUA